Messenger RNA from Aspergillus melleus, 312 nucleotides. RefSeq lists its product as uncharacterized. NCBI's taxonomy places the organism in Eukaryota, Fungi, Ascomycota, Eurotiomycetes, Eurotiales, Aspergillaceae. The record is from RefSeq and is a predicted model, not a curated record. The annotation marks the transcript as partial. The transcript has a single exon.
AUGGGCUCGACUAUCUCUAAUACCCUUGGUGCCUUUUCUUUGGGGCUACUCUUUUACUCCCAGGGUCUGGAGCUUGACCGCAGCGCUAAAAUAUACUCGGUCCUGCUAUUCGUGGUUACAACGCUCUUUGUGACGCUGGCAUUCUUCAACCAACUAAAUCAAAUCGUCGGCAGAGUGUUGAUUGCCACAUUCGCCGUCUACAUCUUCUCUAUCAUCUACGCCAUCUACAAGGACGUAGCCUCACCCCCAAAACUAUCGAACAACGAUAGCAAUCUCAAAUCCGAUGAUAGUGAAUCCGUCGAUCACGCCCCU